Messenger RNA from Bombina bombina (fire-bellied toad), 1440 nucleotides. It is a transcript of the gene IFI35, whose product is annotated as interferon induced protein 35. Bases 172 to 1245 code for a protein of 357 amino acids. Gene Ontology annotation, molecular function: RNA binding. Gene Ontology annotation, cellular component: nucleus. The record is from RefSeq and is a predicted model, not a curated record. Lineage: Eukaryota; Metazoa; Chordata; Amphibia; Anura; Bombinatoridae. The transcript is spliced from 10 exons.
UUCUUAAGAAAUGAAAGUGAAAGUUACUGCAGCACUGUAGGAAGAAAAUAGAAAUAUCUGCUGCACGUACAAGUUACAGGAAGGAUCUACCUACACUGUUAGGGCAAUUUUGGACAUUUUUCUGCCCCUGAACAAAGGUGUCCAAGAUUUCUUGAGAACUCAAGAGAAACGAUGGAACCUGAGAGCUUUGUUAAUAUUGAGGAAACAUCUGAAAAGAUGACGGAAGAAAAGCUUAACCGUGUAAUGGAAAAAUAUCAGGCACUAAAAGAAGACGCUGAUUCUUUGGAAAAAGUAAAACUGGAACUAGAGUCUUUAACUCAAAAGUUAAAUGAUAGGGGGGACAAAAUGGAGAAGAGCAUUGAGCAGGAUAAGCAAGAGCUUAUAGAGAAACAGAAGAUAUCUGAGAAAAGAGUUAAGUUGAUAUGGGAAGAGAACCAACAACUAUUAAGAGAACAAAAAAAUCUAGAGGAGCAGAUUUGUCAAAUACAAGAAAAUAAAGGAAAGUUGGAUCAUAUCUUGGCUUCAGGAACUGAAAGGAAAAUGGCAUUCAAAGGAAAACUCAGUGAUACUAUUCCUGAAAAUGGAUUGAAUAUCAAACAUCAAAUAAAAAAAACCAUUUGGGGUGGAACUGCACUUAUCACCUUUGAAAAUGAGGAAGUUGCCACAGAUAUAAUCAGAAUAAAGGAUCACCAGAUAAAAGUGGAUGAUUGUCAUAUUAAUGUGAAGGCUGAGCCGGUGGAGCUUCUAGUACUGGAUUUCCUUAAUGUGGAUAUGAACAUUAGCUCACAAAAGAUCUUUGUGUCCAAUCUUCCAUCUUCUGUACCUGAAGACCAACUCAUGGACAAACUGGAUAUUUUCUUCUCUAAAUCCAAGAAUGGAGGGGGAGAAGUGGAGAGCGUUGAGAUUCUAUCUGAAUACAGGAGUGCAAUCAUCACCUUCACAGAAGACAAUGUUGCACCGCGUCUGACUAAACAAAAAAUAUUUAAUGUACCUCUUGGGAAUAAAAAUUACGAGAUCCAUGCAACACCGUCAUUGAAUGGUAACCUUACAGCAUGUGAGGUGAGGAAUGCUAUAUGUAACCGGACUAUCCAAAUCACAGGGAUCCCAGAUAUUACAGAGCCAGACAACCUGCAGGAUCAUCUACAAAUGCACUUCCAAAAAGAGUCCAAUGGUGGAGGAGAAGUGUUGGCCAUCGAAUAUGUCCCAGACGGAAAACGUGCUGUAGCAAUUUUUGAAGAUGAUUGAAAAUUUAAAUUUAUAUAUAUAUAUAUAUAUAUAUAUAUAUAUAUAUAUAUACAGUAUAUGUGUGUGUGAAAAACACAUUAUUUGUGGUGAUGGGUGUGUGUUUAUUAAUCACCAGCACAAAUAUGCAUUUAAAUGGACAGUAAACUUAAAGUUAAAUUCCCUGUAAAAUGUUAAUAAAGGAAAAUAUAUUCAUGA